ACAAUUCACAUUACAAUGGUGCUCCGAUCCUCGUUUCGUUCCAUCAUGAAGUUUCUACUAUGUGUUUGUAUUGCUUUCGCAUGCUCGGUGGCGACAGCCUUUCAGCCGUCGUCGUCGUUUUCCCCGCGGUUGGGAGAGACGGCACCCGAUCCGCACGUGGCAAUCCAAGCCGCCGAUUCCCAGCCCGCCGGCACGACGACGCGACCCGAGUUUUUCCAAGCCGUCGCCGUUGGAUCGGUCGCAGCUGUCGGAUUGCUACCCCGUGUGGCUUCGGCCCGUGGAUUUGCGACUUUAGAGCAGGCCUACGAACGGUACUCUCCCCGGAUCCGGGCGGGAGGCGAGUUCUACCGCAAGGACCUCAAAGUGCUUGUCGCCAAGAACGAUUGGGCCGGUAUCCAAAACGCACUGCAGGAACCCCCUAAACGAAGAAAGGAGGACUUGACAAAGGCAGAUGCCGGUGUGGCUGCCCGGGCGAGACAGGCGGGAGAGUUCUCCGACGCGAGGGUCCUCGUCGCUGCCGACUUGUACGCAGCUGCCUUUUCGGACAACUCGAUUAGCGCGAAAACAAAGAGAAUGAAAGAAGCCGUAGAGAAAAUGCGCAAUGUUGUUGCAAAGAUGCAGUCGAUCGCUCGGCAAGGAUUGGGGCAGGAAAGUCAGGGCGGCAUCUUUGGUAUCGGCGCGAAAAAGGUCCCAGAAGCCGAGCUGGCCAAACAGAUACGGGAACUGUACGUUGAAGGUGGCAACUCCUGGAAUGAGUUUGUCUUCGCCGCCAACGAAAACAUGCCUUUACAGUUUGACCGUCUGGAAUAUGUCAAGUAAAGUGACAAGCCGUUCACCCUCCAUAGCUAAGGGCAGGAAUUGCGACCGAGAUAGUAAAAUCCUUGGUAUUGCAGACCGAUACAAAGUUGUCCACGAGCCAAACAUAGAAGAUGAAUGCAAAUUUACUUCUAUAGCUAAUGUAAGCUUAUC
Molecule: messenger RNA, 969 nt
Organism: Phaeodactylum tricornutum CCAP 1055/1
Lineage: Eukaryota; Bacillariophyta; Bacillariophyceae; Surirellales; Neidiaceae
Exons: 2
Coding region: 16-819 (267 amino acids)
Source: RefSeq, a predicted model, not a curated record